AUGAAAGGGGAAAAUCUUGGACAUCACUGGGAGCUACUUCAGUCACUGCUACCACUUUACCAAGCACUGACAACGGUGGAAUUGGGGGAUGGACGAUCAACUCUUCUCUGGACGGAUGUCUGGAAUGGCGACGAGGCGUUGGAAGAUCAUCUUCCACGGCUCUUCUCCCAUUGCACCAGGAAAGAUUCAACGGUGCAGCAAGCUAUUAACUCCAACCUUCAUGGCUGCUUUGUAAAUCGAAUGUCAACGCAGGCAAAUGAUGAGUUGCAGCAGCUUAAGGUUAUCCUCCAACAAACCCAAUUGACGGAUCAACCGGACACACGGUUGUCGGCAUUUAGUCGGACGAAGGACAAGCUCGACACCUCGGCCAUCUACAGGCUACUCAAAGCCCAAGGACAUCAAGAUGACCCCUCUUCGGCUUUUAUCUGGAAGAACGCGACGCCACCUCGGGUUCAGAUGUUCUUCUGGCUACUCCUCGAGGCGUAA
Messenger RNA from Miscanthus lutarioriparius, 486 nucleotides. The record is from the annotation of a GenBank genome assembly. Lineage: Eukaryota; Viridiplantae; Streptophyta; Magnoliopsida; Poales; Poaceae.